UGCGUCAUGACGUCACCCGGCCUCUCCAGGAAGGCGUGCUGCUCGGCCCAACAGCCAGUGCACACAGCAGCAGCAGUCCGCCCGUAGCUUGUGCCCGGAGCGCAACCCCCGCAAGCACGUCUCCUCCGCCGCGGUGAUACGGUGAUAGUACACGCCUGGAUGUGUACAGAUAAGGGCCACUGACUCGAGCCUGUGUAUGCAACCCGCCCUGUGCUCCAGCCACGACCAUGUCCGACGCUGCUAACGCUUCUGCCACAGACAACGGAGAGCUCAACGGCUCUUGGGUGGAGUUGGAGAUGCACAGAGGCACAUCCACCCCCUCUGACCCCCCUCCCUCGUCCGGGACCCCCCUGCUGCCCCUGCUACCCCUGCCCCAAGUGGAGGAGGAGGAGGAGGCCAUGGGAGGGGGCCUGGAGCACGUGCCCUCGUCUUCAUCCAUCCACAACGGAGACAUGGAGAAGAUCCUGCUGGACGCUCAGCACGAGUCCAGCCGCAGCAACUCCUCCUGUGACAGCCCCCCGCGGCCCCACAGCCCACAGGAUGAGGGACAAAUCAUCUUCGAUGUGGACGCCAGGAGAGACAGCCAAUCUGAAGUGGACAGCCUGGAGAAGGAGCGGGACAUGGACAUCCUCAUGAAGGACGCAGACUGGGUGGCUGACUGGUCCAGCCGACCCGAAAACAUUCCCCCCAAGGAGUUCCACUUCCGUCACCCGCGACGCUCUGUCACCCUGAGCAUGAGGAAAACUGGAGCCAUGAAGAAGGGAGGCAUCUUCUCCGCAGAGUUCCUCAAAGUGUUCAUCCCAUCUCUGCUGCUAUCACACAUCCUCGCCCUGGGCCUCGGGGUGUACAUCGGAAAGAGGCUGACCACGCCCCCUACCAGCUCUUUCUGAAUAUCGCCGAAGACAAGUGCCUGUGAAGUGGCCACAAUGGAGUCGCCGAGCGCGCCCCUCUACCCCGCCUGCCCCUCUCUCCCCCCUCCCCCCUCUCUUUUCCUCCUCCCCUCUUCUUCGUCCCUGAGAUAUGACAUGUUCUCAGGUCUGCCCCCCUAACCCUCCUUUUUGUGUCCUCUCCCCUUAUUUUGACCCUUUUUCUUGACUGGCUGUUUGACUGUCUGUAGAUAAGCCCCUCCCUUUUCCUCGUCACUCAUUUGUAAAUCUAGGAAUGAUAACUUAGGUUUAGUUUUUUUCUUCGGGAGGGGGUUGUUUAAACGUUUUUGAGCGGGUGGGUUUUCAAGGAAGCUUCGAAAAACCAAAGUCUUUGCCCUUUCGGAUGUGAAAA
Molecule: messenger RNA, 1278 nt
Organism: Periophthalmus magnuspinnatus
Lineage: Eukaryota; Metazoa; Chordata; Actinopteri; Gobiiformes; Gobiidae
Gene: bnip3lb
Product: BCL2 interacting protein 3 like b
Exons: 6
Coding region: 228-890 (220 amino acids)
Biological process (GO): positive regulation of apoptotic process; mitochondrial outer membrane permeabilization; defense response to virus
Cellular component (GO): mitochondrial outer membrane; mitochondrial envelope; nucleus
Source: RefSeq, a predicted model, not a curated record